GGGCCCGCAGCGAGGAGCUGCCAGCCCUGGGCCCCGGGGCCGGGGCUGUGCCUGACCGCAGCAGGGCCGGAGAGGCGGCGGUCCGGCCCCGGGCCAUGGAGCUGGGGCUCGGCCCCCGCGGCGCUGCUGCAGAAAUCAAAGGCAGAAGAGAAAAUCAGAUUUCGUAUUUGAAAAUAUCAAAACUAGCGUUGGCUUUUGCAAUUAUCCACUCAAAACCACCAGGGAAGAGUUCCAAAGAAUACACAGAGUACCUUGCCAGAACUGUAUCCGAACAAGAUUUUGGAUGGAAAUGGAAAGUGGAAGUGCUGGAAGCUGAAGUUCUUCGAUUACGACAGGAACUUCUUUUGAACAGGAUCUCUCCAAGAUUCUGCUUGGAAAAUAGAAAACAGGAUACCUCUGCUGAAACUCUUCUGGGUCAGGAAUCUAGAAACCCUACAAGUUACUCGAGCCAGCUAGAAGACUCUGGAUGUGAUGUCUGUAAUGACUCUACAUUUGAUUCUUUAGGCAUAGCUUCAGAUUUUCACCAAUCUGAGCAUAAUGUCAGCACUUCUAAACAUUGGUUGGAAGGAGUUCCCCCCCUCAAUCUUUGCCCUACUAGCAAGGAGCAAUCUCUGACUGCUCCAGUGCAUUUUUUGCAACGUUUGCUUGAAAUAAGAAAACUGUCAGAAGGAGGAAUUCUUCAAGCAGACUUCUCAGAGCUUGAGAAUGAUUCUUUCACCAUAUGGAAUUCAGUGUCUCAGUUGCUUGAUGGACUGACUUUUUUUUACAACAGUUCUAAAUUCCCAGCUCCGAGUUUCCUUAGUGAAGGGGUUUGUGUUUUGCUCAGUUUAAUAACUGAUAGUAAAUUAUCGAAUCAUGUUUUGAAGAAGUGUUUCAGGAAGAUAGAAGAAUUUAAGAAAAAUCUAAUUCAAGUUAUUUUAAGAAAUAGGAGUGUCAAUAGGUUUCAGGCACUGCAUUCUGUAUCACAAACGCUGGGUUUGCUAGGAAGGAACAACAUACUAAGAAAUUCUUUAAUAUCCCUUCUCCUAUCGGGAGUCCGUCAGUUUGCUGAGCAGUUGUUGCAGGCUCACCAGGCCCAGUCUGUGUAUGACAUCGCCCAGUAUGAGAAUAUUUUUCUUUUGUGCAUGAUUCUGGAACAACUUCUUCAAAAUGAGACAGAAGAAAGUAACAUUUCAAGCUCAGACUAUGGAGGAGACGAAAAAAUCAAAUUUUUGAAGAAUCUUGAUCAAGUUAUUCUUCAUCUCUCAGAUGAAUUUCCUUUGUUUUCUUUAUGUUUGUGGAGAGUGAGUGUUCUUUUGAACUCAGGUCAAAUGCAAAUUGAUUAA
Molecule: messenger RNA, 1325 nt
Organism: Camarhynchus parvulus
Lineage: Eukaryota; Metazoa; Chordata; Aves; Passeriformes; Thraupidae
Gene: MEI4
Product: meiotic double-stranded break formation protein 4
Exons: 5
Coding region: 96-1325 (409 amino acids)
Biological process (GO): DNA recombination; spermatogenesis; oogenesis
Cellular component (GO): lateral element
Source: RefSeq, a predicted model, not a curated record